Striga hermonthica is the source of this 522-nucleotide messenger RNA. NCBI's taxonomy places the organism in Eukaryota, Viridiplantae, Streptophyta, Magnoliopsida, Lamiales, Orobanchaceae. The record is from the annotation of a GenBank genome assembly.
AUGGGUGAAUCAUUCACAAUUCAGAUCAGCAGUGACUUAGUCCGGCACCUUGUUGAAGAUGCUGAGAAGGUAAAAAAGAAAACCAGGAAGCCAAAACCGAAAAUCAGCAGAGAGCCAUUACAGGUCCCAGAUGACAAUUCAAAUUUGCUGAAAGGACCACCUUCAACCGGUUGGCCCAUUCAGCCUCCUCUGUACCUUCAGACUCGAGCUCCUCAACAGCCCACGAAUGCAGAGUUGGAAGCAAUCUGGUCUGCUCUUGAGGCAAGCGAGAGGGUAGUGGAGAGGCUACAAAAGCAGGAGGAGAACAUGCUAAACGAGGUCACUCAAAGGGCUAAGGAACUUCAUGAUAAGGAGUUCAAGCUCCCAAACAGCAAACCUUUGCCGUGUUUGGACGAGAAAGAUGCAUGUGUGAAAUGCUACAAGGAAAAUACCAAGGACCCAUUGAACUGUGCCCAGUUGGUCGAGGGUUUUGCAGAAUGUGCACGCAGAGUUAGGCAGCAAGUUGGUGCUAAGAAUAACUAG